Messenger RNA from Electrophorus electricus (electric eel), 1012 nucleotides. RefSeq names its product eukaryotic translation initiation factor 4E binding protein 3 (gene eif4ebp3). NCBI's taxonomy places the organism in Eukaryota, Metazoa, Chordata, Actinopteri, Gymnotiformes, Gymnotidae. Gene Ontology annotation, biological process: negative regulation of translational initiation. The record is from RefSeq and is a predicted model, not a curated record. Gene Ontology annotation, cellular component: cytoplasm. Gene Ontology annotation, molecular function: eukaryotic initiation factor 4E binding.
GUGCGCAUGUGGAGCGCUUUGCUGAGCUUUGGCAAGACGACGAGCUCGUAGAUCUUUGUCUUCCGUCAAGGCACAACAAUACGAUAAAGCUUUAAGUCCUAUUGUAUAAAGUAGUUUGUAGGCUACAUAGCUCAAGAAUCAAAAGCUCGAAGCUGUUGUGUUGUUUUUUUUGUAACUUCAAGUAACUACUUACGCGAACUUGACGGUUAGUCAUGUCGACUACCUGCGAAGCGUCAUCAAGCUACCCCAUUCCUAGCCGUGCCUCAGACGCAAAAAACUGGUCUCCCCUGCCCGAAUGUUACAGUCAAACUCCUGGAGGCACAGUCUUCUCAACCACCCCUGGAGGAACCAGAAUCAUCUACGAUAGGAAGUUUCUUCUGGAGUGCCGGAACUCCCCAAUUGCACGGACCCCACCGUGCUGUCUCCCCCACAUUCCAGGGGUCACCAUGCCCUCUGCGCACCCUUUGGGCAGCUUGCAGGAGCGGCAGGAGGAGAACUGCCAGGAGCUCUCUGCUGAUGACAGCCAGUUCGUGAUGGACAUCUGAACCUGUGAUGCAACUCCUAUGGAGAAAUCGUCUGUUGCGGAUUUUUCUGCCAGCGCUCCCGAUCCAAGAAACGAAGGAUUCCUCCUUUUCUAAAGACUCCAUGUUUCAUUAAAAAAAGCAUUUCUGAACAAUGAAAUGCAUAAGGGGGUCAAGGAGUAGUAUUUUGAGUUUGGUGAACAUUUGUUUUUAAGUAACUGAGUAGCCUCAGUUAUUGGGAGGUAUCUUGCUGAACCCUCCACUUUACUCAUCUGAAAGGUUGCCAAAUUUAUAUGAAAUCAACAUUUUAUAAUGACCUGCAAUUGUGCCAAUGUAACAUUUCUUUGUACAUGUUCUUCAGUGUUUGAAGGUGAGAAGUAACCUAUUAAGGUCAGUUAAGACAGUUCCUUGUACUGAACUUUAAUUUAAACAUUUUUUGUUCAGUUACAUGGAACAGGAUGACAACCAAAUAAAACCAAAACUUAACUGUC